GGUAUCGAUCGAGUGUCGUCGCCAGGUCAGUGACUGGUGUGUGGGCUUCUUCUAGUGCUGCUGCUGCUGAUGAUGAUGAUGCUGACGAUGAUGGUGAUGAUGACUGUGAUGAUGAUGCAGUGACGAUGCUCUGAUCAUUAUGUGUCUCCAGCUUCUCGCAGCUCCCUCCCUCUGUGUACAUCUAAAUCACAGGCUAUAUUUGGAUUGGGUGAUGUCACAGGUGGGUAAGGCGUGAAGCAUAUAUAACUCCUGCAGUCUCCUGAAGCUCAGAGAAACUGAAGCCUAGGUCCAGCACAAGCCAAACCCUGCUGCAGAACUAGGCUGGACUUGUUCCUUUGCUUAACCCUGAUUCCAAGAUACUAAUAAAGUGCACAAUGAGAAACUUGAGGCUGCCUACUGUUCUCAUUGUGCUGACUAUGACUCUAAACUGUCUCAACGCCACCCCGGCAAACAGGGAGCAGUCUGAUGUUCGACCGGGCAGAGAGAGCUGGCUGCUGCCUGGCUUCGCAAAAAACUCCUUCAUCAGUCUCACCGCUACAAUGCCAGAGCAGGAGCCCGUCAAGGCAAAGAGAGGUCAUCUGGAAAAGAGGAGGUGCAACACAGCUACCUGCGUGACGCAGCGCUUAGCGGACUUCCUCGUCCGAUCCAGCAACAGCAUCGGCACGGUCUACACGCCGACUAAUGUGGGCUCCAACACGUAUGGAAAGAGGGCUGGACUGGCUCCACUCAGCAGAGAAACUCUGAAAUAUAUACAGUUUUAGGACACGGCGUAGUCAUGGAAAUCAGUUGUAGUUUUCUGUACAAAACAA
Polyodon spathula (Mississippi paddlefish) is the source of this 809-nucleotide messenger RNA. Its product is annotated as islet amyloid polypeptide-like. The record is from RefSeq and is a predicted model, not a curated record. Gene Ontology annotation, molecular function: hormone activity. NCBI's taxonomy places the organism in Eukaryota, Metazoa, Chordata, Actinopteri, Acipenseriformes, Polyodontidae. The coding region runs from base 375 to 761 and encodes 128 amino acids. Gene Ontology annotation, cellular component: extracellular region. The transcript has 4 exons.